AUGUCAAUAUCUCAGCUACCUCAAGCUACUGUUCGUCAGCUUGGCUCCUCUGUCGUCAUCCCAUCUCCUGUGUCACUUGUCAAGGAACUCGUAGACAAUGCUAUUGACGCCCAUGCAAACCAUAUCGAGAUCAGAACUUCCGCAAACGCAAUAGACAAAAUCCAGGUCAGAGACAACGGUCACGGUAUUAGCUCAGAAGACUACGAUGCUCUUGGACGCCGGUCCCACACCAGUAAGCUUCGGACUUUCGAGGAGCUUCAAUGCAAGGGAGGCCAAACACUCGGCUUCCGCGGCGAUGCCUUGGCAAGCGUAAAUGCCGUCUCGAAGCUUACCAUCACGACGAGAACGACCCGUGAUCCAGUGGCGAUCUUGCUGGUACUAAACCCCAAGGGCGGUGGAUUUACGGAUAAGAAGCAUGUUGCGGGCUCCGUUGGGACUACCGUCGACGUCUCGGACUUGUUUGCCAACAUUCCGGUUCGCAGGCAACAAAUUCUGAAGGAGAGCAAGAAAACAUACGCACAGAUCAAGGACCUCCUACAGUCCAUUCCCAAGCCCUUCAUACGCUUGAAUGUCGAAUGCAGGCUCGGAAGCUACGACCCCAACGUAACCACGGCCAAAGACGAGGUCAUCUUUGCAAACGAGCCAAAAUUACUGUCCCUAUUCGAAGACAUGUGCAAGGGGAUAUACCGAGCAACCGAGCCCGACAUUACAGCUGAAGUGGUCACGGAAAGUCACCAAGGUGCAUACGAGCGAGCUAGACAUCAAGGUCCGGAUCUUCUUCCAGACGACGAAGAGAACUAUGACCUCCUGCAAGAAUUGGUCUCGGUCGACGGGAAGAGUCAGGAAAGAGUACUGACCGGCCUGGGUUCCCCUGAAAGUGGACAGCAGCUGCCAGAACCCCCCGAUAGAGAGCAUUCACACGGUCGUAAAGCUGUGCCUGGGGCGGUGGAAGAUCUGAGUUGUCCCGCUUCUCUGGAUCACAGCUCAAUAGAUAUCGAGUACAGCACUGUCAUAGACAGUUCCCCUUCCUCGGACCCAGGGCAAGCACGAAUUGGCCGAGGAGAUGAGGGGGAUACUCAGGAGGCAGUGCUCACCCAAACCCUCCUUCGGACUGGUUGGGAAGUGAAUAUGGCUAGAGAAGAGACUGCCAGUCCCGAGGGUCAAACGCAGCUGGUUCUUCUGGGGCCUCCCAGCACCGACGUACACGAGUUCAUCCAGUCACAAAUGGAACAGCAGACACAAAGAGAGGAACCAAACCCGUGGUCUUUGGCCAGGAAGGCGGCAGCAAACCAUUCGGCUCGCCGCGAAGAUAUAUCUGGCCUCCAAUACACGGGCGAACAAAGGGACGGCGAUACAACUCCUCGCCAGCAAGGCCAUGCCCCCAAUUUAGCAGAUACUAUGCAAGAGGCCGAUGAAGUAGUCAGCCAAGAGAUCGAAGAUCGAGAAUUUUCUCGUCAGCAGAAAUCCCAACCCCAUUGGUUACCUGCAGCAGCAAGGGAGGGUAUUUACGAACCAGAUACCUUGAAACCACCGAUACUACAACACCCUGCCGCCCCACCGACAAGUCAUCAGAUUCCAAGACACCGGGAACAGCGAAGAAUUCCAAGAGAUGAGGAGGCAUUCCAUUCAUCCUUUACUGGACACGAAAUCGAAGACCUGGAAAUAAUACCGCAGAGGGGCCCAGGUGUUCGCCAACGCAUCGGUGCCAAGACGCCGUAUCCCUUUACAGAUCUUGACGAGAGUAGUGUGCUUGGCACGCCUCCUCCGUCUUCCAGUCCAUUGCGAAAGCCAUUCCGAGUACCUGCCCGCAUUGAACAAGGUAGCAACCGUCAUGGACGACAGGCACCGCUGAGGCCUGCCCAGGCUGCUCGGAGAUUUGAGCCUCGUAGGGCAGACGGACUGAGACAAAGCAAGCUUGCCGUUAACACACGAAGAGAUAUACAGCACCCGGAGCUCAAGGAUACAUCAGGUUAUUGCUUUCCUUCAAUUGAGUCCAGAAGAGAUAAUUACAAUGAUGUCGAAGAGACGAGGAAGUCAAAGCAUCGGUAUAAGCAAGCCAGCCCAGAUCCAAACGAGAGGCAGAUGUUGGAGAGAUUGAACGCUCUACGCCACAGAACUGAAGACGUAGGCAUCCAGGAAGUGGCGUUUCACAUGGGUAGUAAUGAAAUGGAGAAUAUCAGCAACAAGCUUCAAGAAAUUGUGUGCGCCUGGGUGUAUGAGAAGCAUGGAGUUGAGGUGGAGCUCGAGGUUGAUAUUGGUGCAUUGUGCGAUGGAGAAGACAUAGGAGUAUAG
Colletotrichum costaricense is the source of this 2292-nucleotide messenger RNA. RefSeq lists its product as uncharacterized. Gene Ontology annotation, molecular function: mismatched DNA binding; ATP binding; ATP hydrolysis activity. Lineage: Eukaryota; Fungi; Ascomycota; Sordariomycetes; Glomerellales; Glomerellaceae. The coding region runs from base 1 to 2292 and encodes 763 amino acids. Gene Ontology annotation, cellular component: MutLalpha complex. The record is from RefSeq and is a predicted model, not a curated record. The transcript is spliced from 3 exons. Gene Ontology annotation, biological process: mismatch repair.